AUGGAUCCCACCCAACUUGUAUACGACGCUGACGGUAAGGAGCUAAGGAGUGAUUUCGGCUACUACAUCUUCCCGGCGAAUCCUAGCAACGGAGGUGGGCUCACAUACGUCCCCAGUGGCUUACGAUGCCUGAACUUCGUGGCCCAAGAGAGCGGUAAGACUCUCCUCGGCAUCCCGGUAUCCAUCAAACCACGCAACGCUUCCGCCGAUCCUUCCAUCCGCCAAUCCAGCGACGUGUUCAUCGAGUUCAUCGAAUUCAAUACUUUCUGCGCCAAAAGGAACGACUGGCACAUCACCAGUAGGCAGCCCCGGCCAUCGUCGGGGCAGCAUCAGUAUCUCGCUGCUGGAAACGAAGACGGCAUCAAGUCCUUUGGUUUGUUCCGGAUCGAGAAGCACGGUGCAAACACGGCGGGAUACAAGCUAGUAGCAUGCGUUGAUAAAACGCCGUGCCGAGAUUUAGGCUUGUUUGCUUACAAGGAUAAGACAUGGCUCACUAUCAGCGACAAUCCUUUCAUGGUCGUGUUUAAGAACGCAUAUUAA
This is a messenger RNA of Lolium perenne, 540 nucleotides long. RefSeq names its product endogenous alpha-amylase/subtilisin inhibitor-like. Lineage: Eukaryota; Viridiplantae; Streptophyta; Magnoliopsida; Poales; Poaceae. Gene Ontology annotation, molecular function: endopeptidase inhibitor activity. The record is from RefSeq and is a predicted model, not a curated record.